Messenger RNA from Emericellopsis atlantica, 909 nucleotides. Its product is annotated as NAC domain-containing protein. The record is from RefSeq and is a predicted model, not a curated record. The transcript has 4 exons. Bases 171 to 632 code for a protein of 153 amino acids. NCBI's taxonomy places the organism in Eukaryota, Fungi, Ascomycota, Sordariomycetes, Hypocreales, Bionectriaceae. Gene Ontology annotation, cellular component: nascent polypeptide-associated complex; cytosol.
CCUCCAAAGUCUUGGCACGCACAAAAUCUCCCACUAUACCACCAUCACCGCCAGCAUCAAGGCAGACGACGUCGAAAGCCCAUAGCCAGCGACUCAGUCCCAUUGUUUUUGAAGUGUCCCUCGGAACCCCCGCAGCUUCAACCCACCUCCCACACGACAAAUCAGCCAACAUGUCGGACGAGAUUCAGGAGCGCCUCAGGAAGCUCGGCGCGAGCGCCCGCAUCGGUGGAAAGGGUACUCCCCGCAGGAAGAUGAAGCGUGCGCCUCCUCGCUCUGGCGCCGACGACAAGAAGCUCCAGCAGAACCUGAAGAAGCUGGGCACCCAGCCCAUCCAGCAGAUUGAGGAGGUCAACAUGUUCAAGUCGGACGGCAACGUGAUCCACUUUGCCGCUCCCAAGGUUCACGCUGCUGUCCCCAGCAACACCUUUGCCAUCUACGGCAACGGCGAGGACAAGGAGCUGACCGAGCUCGUCCCCGGUAUCCUGAACCAGCUUGGCCCCGACUCCCUGGCCUCGCUCCGCAAGCUCGCCGAGAGCUACCAGAACAUGCAGAAGGGCGAGAAGGGUGAGGAGGACGAUGGCGAGAUCCCCGACCUGGUGGAGGGUGAGAACUUUGAGAGUAAGGUCGAAUAAAGCACCUCCUCUCCUAGCCAAGCGAAAUAAGGGAAAGGGACGUUGUUGCUCCUGUUGAAGAGGGUGCGCGAAGAAGGUGACAACGUUCCUCUGGAAGGUAUCAAUUCAACGACUUGAUUUCGGGCGUCAACGCACAGGGUAACGGCUCGCGCGGUUGGAGGGCAACGGACGGCUUACGGGCGGAAUGACAAAAAAGUAACUCACUGAUCCGCGAGCUACAUUGGCUUUGCCGGAUUUGUACACAUCUUGCAUCAGAUCGAGAAAUGCCAUCUCAUGA